CAGUGUCAGGCAGCGGCCCCUCUGCCACCUCCCCGCGGCCGCACCCACCAGGCUGUGGCCAGACAGGGUGCUCUGGCUGCUGGACGGUCCGCACUCAGCUCCACGGCCACGGCCAUGGCCUCCUGGCUCCUCCCAGCCCUCGCCUUCUGGGCUGGCUGCUUACCCUGCCUGGCAGUGAGAGUUGCCACGCAGCCCAGGGUGUGGUGCCAAGCAUCGAGGUACCCAGUGGCUGUGGACUGCUCCUGGGAUCCGCUGCCAGCUUCCGACUCUGCUGGGACCACGUCCUUCGUGGCCACGUACAGGCUGGGCGUGGCUGCCCAUGGUGAGAGCCAGCCCUGCCUGCAGGCGGCGCCCAACGCCACGAGCUGCACCAUCCUGGAACCCCUGCUCUUCUCCGCGGUCCCCUACGUGCUCAACGUCACAGCCAUGCCUGCCAGCGGCGGCGGUGGCAACAGCACCUUCACUCUAUUUGUGGCUGAGAACAUUAUAAAACCGGACCCGCCCGAGGAGGUGCGCCUGAGCCCCCUCCCGGGACAGCGGCUGCACGUGCAGUGGGCGCCCCCACGCUCCUGGCCCUUCCCGGACAUCUUCUCACUCAAGUACUGGGUCCGCUACCGGCGCCCCGGGGGCGCGCGCUUCCGCCAGGUGGGACCCAUCGAGGCCACAUCCGUCACCCUUCGGGCUGUGCGACCCCAUGCCAGGUACCACGUGCAGGUGGCCGCCCAGGACCUCACCGACUACGGGGAAGUUAGCGACUGGAGCCUGCUGGCCACUGGACCCUGACCCCCUCCCCGGGGCCUGGACACUAAGAGUGCAGCUACCGGGCGCCCCUGGAAUGUGAGGUCCCCCAGGUCAUCCUGGGGGGGGGGGAUCUGAGCCUGCUGUGAGGGUGUGUCUGUGGAAUGGGGGGGGACGCACCCUCUCCUGGGCGGGGGCAGGACCCUACUUUGCACACUGUGAAUGUUUUUAGGAAACACUCCUUCUCCUUGGAAUAAAGGCUCGCCCCUCUCC
Messenger RNA from Ochotona curzoniae (black-lipped pika), 1011 nucleotides. RefSeq names its product Epstein-Barr virus induced 3 (gene EBI3). The record is from RefSeq and is a predicted model, not a curated record. Gene Ontology annotation, biological process: cytokine-mediated signaling pathway. Bases 115 to 783 code for a protein of 222 amino acids. Gene Ontology annotation, cellular component: external side of plasma membrane; membrane. Lineage: Eukaryota; Metazoa; Chordata; Mammalia; Lagomorpha; Ochotonidae. Gene Ontology annotation, molecular function: protein binding; cytokine receptor activity. The transcript is spliced from 5 exons.